AUGGACCUCGACCUGGGACCUGGACACCGAGACGGGCAACACUCUUACUGCGUCGACGAGCCGUUAUGCGGACCUAGCCUUGGCUGGCGAGGCGAGUGGCGCGGCGGGGACGUCCCGCCCGCCACCUAUGGCAAAUCAGCGUACGAAGGGAAGACGCGAUGGCGCAUUCUGACCACCAACGACGGCCUGCCGUCGUUGACCGUAGCUCGUGUUUUGGAUGUGGGAGGGCCGCAGACAUCCUCACUCACCACCACCGAGAUCAGGGAAGCCGCUGCCGGACGACCAGCGACCGAAACCAGCAACGGCGCCCCAAGCGACGCAAAGAAUGGGGGCGCAACAGCAGCUACGGAGGCCGACAAGCACCUCCAGUUCCUGAUGGCGCUCAUUCCUGGAGCCCAAAGAGCGGGAAACCACGACGAAAACUCGGCUCUGGAGCGCACCUGCUGGAAGUGUCGUGCCGAUGCUUCGGACGACGCGUCCGCUCACGAGGAAGCAAACUGCGAGGGCAGUCGUGCUAGCAGUAUAAGCAGGCGGAGUAAACCCGCCAACCGCUACAGCAGCCUUCCUGAUGCAACAGCUGAGGCUUCCGACUCACAGCAGCCAGAGAGGGCGCCCCCUCCCCCACCGGUUGUCAUCCAGUGGGAGGGCGCCUUCAAAGAGUUCGAGACGAAGAUCAAGCAGGUGGUGAAGGGCACCUUCACAACGCGGACGGCAGGCCGAGACCUGUGCCGCGUCAUCUCACACACCGCGGACGAUUACAGCGGUGUCGACGCCGACGCAGACGCCGAGGCGGACCUCCCGGCGUGCAACGCGCAGGUGUGCCUGCUGCCGGCAGAGCCGCGACACCAGCCGGAGGGCUGUUUCCACGACGUCUGGCAGACAGAGGACGCAGCCGGCGGGGAGUCGGGCGAGGUGGCCCUGGCGCACGCCGCAACCGAGAUCACGCAAGUCGUAGUCGACGAAUGCAGCGCCGACGACCGGGACAACCUGUCCGACGCGUCGCUUGCGGAGGCUAGCGAUACGAUAUACGAGGAAGCUGUGGCCAGCUUGGGCGAGGAACAUGGCGGGAGCUGCGUGGGCGCGCUGGCGGAGGACGCGGCCUCCGUCGCCAGCAGCGGCAGCCGCCGCUGGUCCCCCGGCGAGGUCAACCUCGGCUUCGAGGACACCGAGCCAGACCUGCGCUACGUCGACAUCUCGCGGCCCGACGCCGAUCACCUGCCCUGGGCAGCAGUAGUCGCAGCCAGCGGCCGCACUCCAUCGCAGUACCGGCCGACGGGCUGCAGCGGCGAGAUCCGCUGCGCGCCACCGCGCCUCACCGCCACACGCUCUGGCAGCGGAGACAUCGACUGGAGCUGGGUGUCCGGCGAGGAGGAGCGCCAGCGGCGGGCGUCGAUGCGGCGCGUGGAGCCGCUGCAGCAGCCCCCCACGCUCGCGCACCAAGCGCCGCCGCCCGCAGACUUCCCGCGCAGGUACAGCACGAGCGCGGUGGGGCGGCGGCUGCAGAGCCUGGGGCACCGACCCAGCGCCAGCUCCUCCUCCUCUUCUAGCACCGACUCCGCCCCGGAGAAUAGCCCGCAGCACGCACCCGAGUCCCAGGACAGGACUGGGUCUGGCAGAGGUGGGCGCGGCAGCGGCCAGGGCUGCUGGCCGCACGGGCUGAGCUGCAUGUUCGCCACCCUGGGCUGCACGCUCGGCCUCUUCAACAUCAGCCGCUUCGCAGUCUUCAGCGUCCAGUUCGGCGCAAAUUUUAUACUGCAGUUCAUGUUCCUGACUCUCAUCCUCGGCAUACCACUGCUUACUGUCCAAGCAUCCCUGGGGCAGUAUCUCAAUGCCGGAAUCAUGGACAUGUGGAGAAUCUCUCCAAUUUUCCAGGGUGUCGGUGUAGCACUGUUAGCAUCACAAGCUUUAAUUGGAAUCUACAGCAUAGUUGGAGUGUCAUGGAUGUUCAUCUACUUCCGUGACUCAUUUAUAACUAAACAGGACCAGUAUCCGUGGGCUGUUUUUGAACAAUAUCGUCAAGAACCACAAAUAAAUGGUACUCACAAACUUGAAGAAACAGUACCUGACUACCUCAAUGGAAUGGUCCUUCAAAGACAAAGUCUUGUCUCUCCAGAUCCUUCAUUUGGGCACCUUAAAUUCCAAGUUACAUUCAAUUUGGCUGUAGUAUGGAUGAUAGUAUUUGUUUCUUUAAGCAAAGGCCUUAAAUCAUAUGGCAAAGUUGUUUAUGUCUUCUCAUUGUUUUCUGUUCUUGGGAUGUUGAUACUUUGCACAAAAAUUCUUGGUCUAACAAAUACUUCAUCUGGACAUAAGGUUUUCCCAGAAACAGUAUGGAGUGAAUUUUUCAUUAACACAAAGUGCUGGGUGGCUGCUACAACAGAGGUUUUCUAUACAUGGGGUUUGCUGGGAGCUGCUGUUAUGCAGAUUACAUCUCAUAACCAGCACAAACAUCUCCUUCAUCGAGACAUCAGCAUUGUUAUUAUUGUCACACUUGCAGUUUUACUGCUCUCAGCAUUCCUUGCUAACACUUGUGUUGAACUGCUAGCAGCUAGUGGCUACACCUACAUUCCAAGUUCAUUUGAACAAUUACGAACUGUGACAUUCCUUCAAGCUGAAGGUGCACCACCGCAUCCAAUAUUUGCAAGAACACCUGUGCGCUACAUGUCUCAUAGCAUAUUUAUACUUGGGUCACGUGUUCUGCUUCCUGGUAUGGAUUCAGCAAGGGAAAGUGGUUAUCAAGUGCUGAGACUAGCAACAGAGCUAGCACCAGCAACAUUUGCACUUAUGGGCUCUGAACGAGUCUCACCUUUUUGGGCAGUGCUCUUUUAUUUUGUUUUGAUAACAUUUGGAAUUGCUCAACAGCUGGCCAUAUGGCACUGUGUAAUUACAGGAAUAACAGCUAUAAAAUCAUCCAGCCUUAAAUCAUGGGAAACAACAAUUACAUUCUUUAGCUGUGCCUGUGGAUUUGUUCUUGGAUUGCCCAUGACCACAGAGCUUGGAAUAUUUGUUGUCUACUUCAUGGACUUUGUUGUUGGCUCUGGAUGGUGGAUUAUGGUGCUUUAUCUCCUGCAAAUUGCAGCUGUUUUUGUGGUACGUGGUCGCCCAUACAGUGGAGAGAGUGUUGUCUCAACAUUGUUUACGAAAGGCUCAGGAUGCUUACAAGUAUGGGCUGGGCCCAUGCUUGUUUUUACUUGGAAUGUUAUUCUGCCAGUGGCACUAAUGGUUCUGUGCAUCACAAUUUUUAAAAAUGGUCGCUAUCGUGAAAUGUAUAUCUGGCACAAUACAGGUCAUGAUUACUGGCCAUUGUGGGUGAGGGAAAUUGGAUCACUAAUGCAGAUUCUUCCAUUGUUAGCUGGCCCUCUGGUGGCAGUGAUACAGAGUUGCCGCUACCUUUCUGGUGGUCCACCAGAUCUCUUUGAUAGAAUCCGAUUACUUUACCGCCCACCGGUAGAUGCAGAAGAGGGUCAUGACAGUACCCAUUCUACAAAUAAUGUUAACACAACUAGCACUACCAACAUCAUAUCUUCACCUGUGCAAGAACCAGCUUUUGAGGAUCCACCACCUAAAUAUACUCCUCCACCAUCAUAUACUACAGCAACUGGAGCAAGAAUUGCAAAGCUGUUAAGGCAAAGCUUCCGACGUAGUGUGCGCAGAAUCACACAAGCUCUGACUGACAGCAGCAACACCUCUGAGUUCCCUGCCGGGCCAAGGUCAUUAGCAGCUGCAGUAACUGCAUCAUCCAGUAACAGUCAAGCCCCACCUCCAGAUUAUGCUGCUGUGCUUGUGGAGAUGAACUGCCCUGUUAAUAGUGAGGCAAACAUGAAUCCCUCACAGUCCACCAUGACAGCUGCCGAAGUUGUUAGUGUCCUCAGAAGCAGUGUUCGAAGGCCAGUGCCGCGAUCCCAGCAAGAUAAUGUUGAACCUGCAAAGGUGGAACGGCAUUCAACUUCUCUGAUAUGAUACCAAAGAUGUGGUCUCAGUAACAUUAUCUGUGUCUCUUCAGACUUUUGUGUGUGUGUGUGUGUUUUCUUUUUUUAGCCAAAUUAAGAUUAACUAAAAUUACUGUCAUCUCUUGCACCUUCAUUGUAUUGAUAACUGAAUUUACAAUUCAGAUAUCAGUGUGUACUGAUAUAUGUGGAACAUAUAGCAAAUGUCAGUGUUUACUGAAAGUUCAGUCUUGGAGGACAUUCACAGAGCCUGUGUGUGUGUGUGUGUGUGUGUGUGUGUCCCAUUCACUGAUGUUUUAUUAUGGAUUUUAUCCAUGUAUUGUACUUUUGGAAAAAUUAUGCGAUGAUGCGAAAAUGAUUUGUAAUAAAACAUAAAUUCUUACUGGA
Molecule: messenger RNA, 4331 nt
Organism: Schistocerca americana (American grasshopper)
Lineage: Eukaryota; Metazoa; Arthropoda; Insecta; Orthoptera; Acrididae
Gene: bdg
Product: sodium-dependent transporter bedraggled
Exons: 20
Coding region: 1-3957 (1318 amino acids)
Biological process (GO): sodium ion transmembrane transport
Cellular component (GO): membrane
Source: RefSeq, a predicted model, not a curated record